AUGAACAUCUAUAAGGAGGAGUCAAUUCUUACAAUACCUACAAUAUCCUCGAAUGAUCCGGACACUCUUGAUGAGAAGUACGCUCAACGGCCGCUCUUUUCUCCAGCGAAAUCAGCAAAACGCGCCGAGGAGGACGCCACGGUGAAAUUUGACUGUCUUAUUCAAACCAUCGAGGCGAAGAAGGCGGAGUUGAUUUCCGCCAUCAAAGAGGAAAGGGACAGGAAAUUGGGCGCUUUGAAGGAGCAAAUUCAUCAGUGCACCUCCAAACUCACCCGAUCUACGGGUCUUAUUCAAUUUUGCAUAGAGAUGCUAAAGGAGAAUGAUGCCUUCUCCUUCCUUCUCAGUGGGAAAUUAGAUGACCGAUUGACCAGCUACGAGGAGUCUGACACCGUCAAUCUUCCUCUCGAGGUGUCCCAAUCUCUCAUAAAUCGGGCAUUACACACUGAACAGUCCUUCUUGCACGCAAUCGAGACACCUCCAGCCGUGGUUCAAUUCUGUCCACGAGCACAGCCACCGACUACUUCCGGCCAAUCACAUCCCUCCACUCCGGCCCACUGGGUCAAAAGCAGAUCGGCCCACUUGGCCCAUUCCAGCUUCGUCUCCCUCAUGCAAUUGGAUGCCAUUCAUAAGGUCAUCAGCGACCUCACACUCCACGAAGGAAUUGACGACCAACUUAUCGACUGUUCCGCCUCGAGCGCCUCCUCCGACUGUGAAGUUCCAAACGCCCCGGUAUUCCGCGCUGAGGAAUGUCUCUCCGAGGGCAACAUCAUCACGCUGGUUUGGCAACCUUGCCCAGGCUUCGGCAUCGACUACUACACACUGGAGAUCGAUGAUGGAGCUGGUGGGGCCUUCCGGGUACGUUCUCUCUCCUCAUCGUAG
Messenger RNA from Echinococcus granulosus, 879 nucleotides. RefSeq names its product Tripartite motif-containing protein 9. The record is from RefSeq and is a predicted model, not a curated record. Bases 1 to 879 code for a protein of 292 amino acids. The transcript has 5 exons. NCBI's taxonomy places the organism in Eukaryota, Metazoa, Platyhelminthes, Cestoda, Cyclophyllidea, Taeniidae.